This is a messenger RNA of Pecten maximus, 3429 nucleotides long. RefSeq names its product transient receptor potential cation channel subfamily V member 2-like. Bases 832 to 3402 code for a protein of 856 amino acids. Gene Ontology annotation, molecular function: calcium channel activity; protein binding. Gene Ontology annotation, biological process: calcium ion import across plasma membrane. Gene Ontology annotation, cellular component: membrane. The transcript has 23 exons. The record is from RefSeq and is a predicted model, not a curated record. Lineage: Eukaryota; Metazoa; Mollusca; Bivalvia; Pectinida; Pectinidae.
GUGUAAUUAGUAUGUGACGCCAUUCAGUUUAUCAUGAUUAGGGAAUCCCUCUCUUCUUCAUAUUACAGUUAAAAGUUAUUUUAACCUGGACAGGUAGUACAUUUUCUGGUGAGGGUGUUUUAUUAACAUGCUCUUAUUCUUUCCCUACAUUGAAUGGCGGAGCAAACAAAUCUCCUGUGGAGGAUAAUCUUGUGUGUAAAAUCUCAAGGUGAGACCGAAGAGGCUCGCCUACAUUUUUAUAUACUUCCUAAUUCUUAAUUAUCUGUCGCCUUUAGUCAACAUAUGGCGAUUUGUUUCAAGCGAUUAAUAUAAUAAACGAUAUACUCAACGCGACAAGUAUAAUCUUAAUAUCGUAAUGAAACAAUGUAAUGAUUUAACGCUGUGUUACACCCUAUUUAUUCUGCUACUUAAGUCACCGAGUUAGCUUACAGAAUACCCAUAUACGUAGACAAUCCUCUUGGUCACGGGUUGAUGGAUAUCGUUAUGUUUUUACACACGGGAAUGCCAUGUACAAUGCAUAUAAUGCAAUUGUUGUUCCGUUCGAGACCGCCUAUUUAAAGUUAUUUUUCGUCUUGGCGUAAUGCUUCGAUUGAAAAUAGAAUGCACUAUAUAUUCAUGAUAGCAAAGACGUCUUUAGAAAUGUAUCAUACUUGAACAACUAGUUAAUUGUGACAUUGUUCAUACCUGUUUCCAUUAAAGGACGUGUAUGUAUAUAUUUAUCUAUUGAGCUGUACAACACAAUGUUUAAGACAAUACAUUCAGGUGUGACUGGAUUAACACAGUAUCCACGUAAACUAUUGCCUUGGGUGCAUUGGUAAUGGAGUAUCAACGAUGACGAAAAGCGGUAAGAAGAGCAAGGUGGGACCCACUAGCUCGGACUUUGAUGGAGUCAUGGCUAUUAGGACUAGGUCAAGGGGACACCAGCAUGACAACAGUAUUACCGAUCUUUUAGAUGACACACUCAAACAUCCACAAUGUGAUGUGAGCAAGUAUUGCGGCAAACGCUGGGCAGGCUACAAUCAAGAUACACAAUCAAAAUUUUACAAGGACGAUGACGAUUGUUCAAGUUGCUGUCUACCAAACAGGAAUAACCGAAACAAUCAGGACUCAAAAGAUAACCUCAUCGAAGACUUUAAAUAUGAGGACGGUAAUUCAUCAGAUUUACAUCAAUUAUUUCUGAAAUCUGAACAAUCUGAAACUUCUAAUCAAUCUACCGAAGUAGACUUACAGCUAGCAGAUAUAUUGCUUCAUUCUGGCACGGACAUCAAUGUUCCCGACUCUCAAGGAGAGACUGUCCUACACAAGGCUGCAAGAAAAUGGCACGUGGAUGUCGCGUUAUUUCUGUUAAAUCAUGGCGCUGAUGUAAAUUCUGCUGAUGUGAACGGAUGUAUACCAUUGCACGUGGCUGCUGCGAAUAACUACACAGACAUGUUGACCCUUCUCAUCGAACACGGAGCAAACAAAGAAGCUAGAACAAAAGGAGAUCUACAAACGCCCAUUUUCUUUGCUGCCAGAUACAACUGCAGUGAAGCACUGAACUGUCUGAUAGAUCAUGGUUGUCAGUUUGACGACAUACAGGAUUACAAAGACAGAUACCCGAUACAAUUAGCUGCCGAACAAGACAGAAGUAUAACGACGCGUUUACUACUGAAGAAAGGCGCUCGUGCCUGGAUGAACCGGAACAACGUUCCCGGAUACGGAACCAUUGGUUGGAUGAUCAUCAACAUGCCUGCUGUGGCGUACGAAGCUCUUGAUGCUUACCAUACCACUGACCAGACACACCGUAGCCAGAGCUUCUACCUCUACCAACUAAUGGCAGACGAGAAGAAAGAAUCGUUUAUUGACUUGCCGCUCCAGGCAGCCGUCAACAAACACCAGUACAAUCUUCUGUCUCAUUCUGUCUUCUCCACCCUCAUCCAGUACAUGUGGGAUGAGUAUGCUAGGCGGCGCGCCAUUAUGUGGUUCCUAUAUAACAUAGUUUAUAUCGUGAUCUGGUCACUGAUUGGGGUGCUGGUUUCCUAUGAAAAUAAGCACUACUAUGACUUGCCUGGCCAAUGGUGGAGACUUUUUCUACACGUCAUCGGUAUCGGUCUCACCAUAUGGGAAAUUAUAGGAGAAGUCUUAGAAUAUCGUCGCUCUAUUACCAAAAACGACGAAUGGAAGAAGUUCAGAGCGGAUGAACUAUAUGCAGACAUGAAACAUUGCAUUGAUAGUUCAGACCGACAGUUUUUACAAGAUGAGUUACAUCAAGUUGAGAAGCAAAUUCCUAGAUACUUCAAAGACUUUUGGAACGUAUUUGACUGGGUGUGUUACGGAAUGCAGGGCAUAUGCAUAAUUUCCCAUCUUGCUGACGUCAUCCGUCACUCCGAGGAGGCAGCCAGAUUCCAUAUCAAUUUUAUGGCACUCACGCUUAUUCUCCUCUGGUUGAGACUGGCGAAAUGUGCCAGACCUUUUAAGCGACUCGGGCCACUCAUUGUAAUUCUGGCGAAGAUGAUUGAGGAUUUCAUCCUGUUUGGAUGUCUUUACCUUCAGUUCUUUCUCCCAUUUGUGUGUGCCUAUUGGAUGAUAUUUGGUGGUGAGAGGGUGACGUAUGAUACUCGUUACCAUGACAACAAUACAACCGAGUACGUUAACGUUGAGGGUUUCACCAGAUUUGGGGACGUCUUCUUCAGUCUCUUUAGGAUAACUCUUGUGGAUGAUUAUGAUUACCAGACAAUGAAGUCAGUGGAUCCUAUUAUGACCGACAUCCUAGUGGGAUCAUGGUUAACAGUGUCUGCCAUUGUCUGUCUCAACCUCUUCAUCGCUCUUCUUUCGGAUUCAUUUCAAAGAGUAUACGAUAACGCCCAUAGUAUAGCCCGGAUGCAGAAGGCCAUUGUAUGUUUGGUGGACUGGGACCUUCUCAGUAAGAGCAGACGGAAGCAGAUCCUGAACGACAUGAGAGAGCGCUGUAAUCCUCUCCAGGAGGCUUACGAUGACGACGACGUGGAAGAACAAACAGAUGGGAAUGAAAUGCAGACUGCCGUUAUACAGCUUCGGGAAAUAACAAGAAUCCAAAAACAAAACCAGGAUGACCUUGUGAAUAGAUUAGAUCAUGAUAUCAACAAAAUUGAGAGGGACAUAUCUGAAAUAAAAGAUAUCAUUUUAAUGUUACAAUCUUCCGGCCUACCGCCAGGACAUCCUAACUACGGAGGAGCAGGCGACUUUGUUGCAUCUGAGCUUACAAGAUCAAGGUCGACAUCAAAAAAGAAAAAGAAGAAACGAAAGACUUCUUCAAGAGACGACAGGGAUGAUAUCGAAGCUGUGGACAAGAGCGAUCUAGAGCCUUGGACAAUACCUUCGACAGGCCAAAUGAAAGUAGCAGACAUCUCUUCACUAAACAUGGACGAUGAUGAAAACUUAUAAUUUCUUUUUAUGCAUUUAAUAAUAACA